AUGGGGCCAGUCGCCUACUUCAGCCUCUGCCUCCUCGGCUGCCUGAUCUUUAACCCCUCGCUUGAAGGAAUCGGGGCCUCGUCCUGUCCCAGUGGCUGGCUGAUCUACCGAGGACACUGCUAUGGCUUCUUCCCCAUAAAGAAGACCUGGGCAGAGGCUGAGCUGGAGUGUCAGUAUCUGCACAAAGGGGCCCAUCUCGCCUCCAUUCUCAGUGACGCAGAAGGGACCACGGUGGCCAGACACAUCAGCGAGUCAGGCUUCAAGGAUAACGUCUGGAUCGGACUCCAAGACCCCCGGCACUACAGACACUGGAGGUGGACCGAUGGCUCCCUGUAUCGCUACAAAGCUUGGAACAUCAAGGAACCAAACAAUGACCAUGGUGUCGAGUACUGUGUGGAGCUGGUGAGCUACCGGGAUUUUAAGAAGUGGAACGAUGCUCCCUGUAACCAGCCAAACGGCUACGUUUGCGAGUAUCAACCCUAGCGAGGGGAGUCACACGCCUGCGCCUGAAGGGGGAGCUCAGCGCCUGGGAUGUAAAAGAACUGGGCUCCUUGGCUGUGAUCAGACAACGGCCCAGACUUUCCAAUGCCUUUGCUGCAUCGAGGGCCUGUCCCCUCCCUCCCUGAGAGACCAGAUCUCACUUCCCCAGCUGCAAACUCUCUUCCCCCAAGUGUCUCUGUUCUAGUUACACGCCUGCC
Molecule: messenger RNA, 698 nt
Organism: Malaclemys terrapin pileata
Lineage: Eukaryota; Metazoa; Chordata; Testudines; Emydidae
Product: C-type lectin-like
Exons: 5
Coding region: 1-483 (160 amino acids)
Molecular function (GO): signaling receptor activity
Source: RefSeq, a predicted model, not a curated record